Molecule: messenger RNA, 3106 nt
Organism: Arvicanthis niloticus (Nile rat)
Lineage: Eukaryota; Metazoa; Chordata; Mammalia; Rodentia; Muridae
Product: kalirin-like
Biological process (GO): protein phosphorylation; intracellular signal transduction; positive regulation of apoptotic process
Cellular component (GO): nucleus
Molecular function (GO): ATP binding; protein serine/threonine kinase activity; protein binding
Source: RefSeq, a predicted model, not a curated record
UUUCAGAUCUUGAACCCAAAUUUCAUCCAGGAAGUGGCUCCGGAAUUCCUUGUGCCCUUAGUAGAUGUGACCUGCUUGCUUGGAGACACGGUGCUACUACAGUGCAAAGCCUGUGGGCGGCCAAAGCCCAACAUCACCUGGAAGGGUCCAGAUCAGAACAUCCUAGACACUGACAACAGUUCAGCCACAUACACCAUCUCCUCCUGUGAUUCUGGGGAAAGCACCCUCAAGAUCUGCAACCUGAUGCCCCAAGACAGUGGGAUUUAUACCUGCAUAGCAACAAAUGACCACGGAACUGCAUCCACGUCUGCUACAGUUAAGGUGCAAGGUGUACCCGCAGCCCCCAACCGCCCAAUCGCACAGGAGAGGAGCUGCACCUCUGUCAUCCUCCGCUGGCUACCCCCAGCCAGCACUGGGAACUGCACUAUUUCCGGGUACACAGUGGAGUACCGCGAGGAAGGUUCCCAGGUCUGGCAGCAGUCAGUAGCUUCGACCUUGGACACUUACCUGGUCAUUGAAGACCUUAGUCCUGGGUGCCCUUACCAGUUCAGGGUCAGCGCCAGCAACCCCUGGGGAAUCAGCCUUCCCAGUGAGCCCUCGGAGUUCGUGCGCCUUCCAGAGUACGAUGCAGCUGCUGACGGUGCCACCAUUUCUUGGAAGGAAAAUUUUGAUUCUGCUUACACGGAACUGAACGAGAUUGGCAGAGGCCGUUUCUCCAUUGUAAAGAAAUGCAUUCACAAAGCAACCCGCAAAGAUGUUGCUGUGAAAUUUGUGAGCAAAAAAAUGAAGAAGAAGGAGCAGGCUGCGCACGAGGCCGCCCUGCUCCAGCAUCUGCAGCACCCUCAGUACAUCACUCUCCAUGACACCUACGAGUCCCCCACGUCCUACAUCCUGAUUUUGGAAUUGAUGGAUGACGGCCGACUCUUGGACUACCUUAUGAAUCACGAUGAGCUGAUGGAAGAAAAGGUAGCUUUCUACAUCCGAGACAUCAUGGAAGCUCUGCAGUACCUUCACAACUGCAGAGUUGCACAUUUGGACAUAAAGCCUGAGAACCUGCUUAUUGACCUCCGGAUCCCAGUACCUCGAGUGAAGCUUAUCGACUUGGAAGAUGCUGUCCAGAUCUCAGGCCACUUCCACAUCCACCAUCUGCUGGGGAACCCUGAGUUUGCUGCCCCCGAAGUGAUCCAAGGCAUCCCUGUCUCACUGGGCACAGACAUCUGGAGCAUCGGGGUUCUGACAUAUGUCAUGCUUAGUGGGGUCUCCCCCUUCUUAGAUGAGAGCAAAGAGGAGACCUGUAUCAACGUGUGUAGGGUGGACUUCAGCUUCCCCCAUGAGUACUUCUGCGGUGUGAGCAACGCUGCCAGGGAUUUUAUCAACGUAAUCUUACAGGAGGACUUCCGGAGGCGGCCCACGGCAGCCACAUGCCUGCAGCAUCCCUGGCUACAGCCCCACAAUGGCAGCUACUCUAAGAUCCCCUUAGACACCUCCCGUCUGGCCUGCUUCAUAGAACGCCGCAAGCACCAGAAUGAUGUGCGUCCCAUUCCCAAUGUCAAGAGUUACAUCGUCAACAGGGUGAACCAAGGGACCUAGCUAUCCCAUAACCCCCUGCGGUUUCACAUAGAAGUGCAGUGUGAACCAAAGCAAGACUAAGCGUGUCUGUAAAUAACUCUGUUCAUCAUUUCACUCCAUGUGGUUCUCUGGACUGAGAGGUGGUCCUCUUAAACCUUGUCUGUGGUUGCGUGGGGUCUGAGCAUCGUGAAAGUCACCUUAAUCCCAGGAGCAUUCCAGAAGGUCAUGCUGAAGAAGUAAAGAUACAGAGUUACAGAAAGUAUUAAAAGAAAGGGCAAGGCUAACAAGAUAGAACUUGGUAUAAAAAUGUUAAUUGUACAUUCCAAAAUGAGCAGUUUAAGUGGGCAAGCAGUACACCCACUGAGCAGUAUAGUAGGUUUCUGAUUCCAUUGAAAAUUUAAGCAAAAAAAAAAAAAAAAAAAGUUCUAUUUAACAGAGAUGUCAGCUAUUCUGCUUUCGAUGGCUUAGAUAUAGUUUCUUAACAGGAUACAUAUACACAUACAAUAUAAUAGAUCUCAUUCAGGUUUCAGAGUUUUAUAAUAUAGAGUUCUAUAUGAAAUCAAUCAUAAGUAACUUUGAGUGCUCCCGUUAAGACAGUAAUUUAUUUACCGAAGCAUCGCAUUAUUUUGACUAAGCACAAUUAGAUGACAAGUUUUUUAGAGCAUUUUAUAAAUCUUGUAUAGAGAUCUUUUAUCAAAACCUGUGUAUUAAGAGAAAGCAAUGCGACCCUUUUGUGAGCUGUGAAUGGGAUAUUUUUUCCUCCAUUAUGGGUUGUUUGAAUAAGAUAGGUUCUGUGUAUCAAAGCUUCCCCUCUGAACUCACUGGCAGCUCAGAGUUCCUCCUGUGGGAAAGACUGCCAGGAAAUAAAUCCAAAUCUAGUAAGAAUGUGGAGGGGGUGGGGGGUGUUUUUAUAGCCACCCUGGGCCUGCCAUAGGUAAGUGAAUAUCACAAGUUCGGACAGAAGGGCACAUGGAAACUUUUCCUACAGUUCCUGUGAACAGCGUAGCAGCUCUUUCUGAUUUCAUAGCUGUAGAAUACAGUUUUCAGAAAGUUAGCUUGCUUUAUUUAUUUAUCCUAACCCCUCAUGAAGCUUCGGGGUGCUCACCAAAAGGAGGCAGCCAUCAAAGCCUUUGAAAGGCUCAUCCUAAGUCCUUCCUGAAGCCAUGGAGCAAAGCCUGACCUAUCACUUUAACACAGCAUGGGGUUUUAACUGUGAUAGCAAUACCUAUCACCACACAGCCACCAAUGUCUCUGCACUAAAAGGACCAAUUAUAUUCUGAGGCCAGUGCCGCUUUCUCCUUACAAGAUUUUGCCCGGUGCCCUCCGGAGGGAAACCAAAUUAACCAGGGCACUUCAUGGUUUUUUUGUUUUGUUGGGUUUUUUUUUUUUUCUUCUUCUUCUUCUUCUUCUGUUGGAAGGGGGGAGUGGGGGAAUGUUUGGUUUUUUGUUUUUGUUUUUUAAUUAUUUUCUGUUUGUACACGACUCACCCUUUGUUUCCUAGCGUGUGCUUUAAAAAUUGCUUUGAUGCAAAUAAUAU